This is a messenger RNA of Musa acuminata AAA Group (dessert banana), 1412 nucleotides long. RefSeq lists its product as uncharacterized. Lineage: Eukaryota; Viridiplantae; Streptophyta; Magnoliopsida; Zingiberales; Musaceae. The coding region runs from base 1 to 1095 and encodes 364 amino acids. Gene Ontology annotation, cellular component: nucleus; site of double-strand break. Gene Ontology annotation, biological process: double-strand break repair. The record is from RefSeq and is a predicted model, not a curated record. Gene Ontology annotation, molecular function: metal ion binding; nucleosome binding; ubiquitin-protein transferase activity. The transcript has 6 exons.
AUGCAAAGUCUGUUGGCCGCCGCCUCGUUCAAAAAAUUCGACCGUUGGCGUCUCUCCCUUCUUCGCGUUUUAUCUGUGUUCGACGAGAGGCCCCGACAAUCCCUAACGCCCACCGAGAGAACCGACAGCGGCUGCGGCAUGCUUCUGAGCCCAGGGUUUCGGUCCGCUGCCGCCAUGGCCGGGUGGGACGAGGAAGCCCUCCUCUUCGCGACCGUCGUCGUGGAGGACACGCCCGUGAGGGAAUCCCGUCAGCACAAGCGGAGGCGCCUCAGGACCCCCUUAUCGACCACCUCCACGAGAAAGCGGGCGCCGCGGAGGAAGCCUGCGGUCUCGAUUCCGCCCGUGGUGCUUCGUCUCGACGACGACGACGACGACGAAGAAAAAGCCGCUGAUCGUGGCGGUGAGACAACGAACAAGGAGACCGAGGCGGCGGUGGCCGUCGACGGAGCAAAGCAGAUAGACAAAGAAGGAUCUUUGUCUGAGAAGGCACCGAUCAAGGGGUUGCCGUGCAUGGAUCGGUUGAGGGAAGAGCUAUCCUGCGCUAUUUGUCUGGAGAUUUGCUAUGAGCCAAGCACUACUCCUUGUGGGCACAGCUUUUGCAUCAAAUGCUUGAAAUCUGCCGCUAAUAAAUGCGGAAAGAAAUGCCCAAAAUGUAGGCAACUGAUAAGCAAUGCGAGAUCUUGCACCAUAAAUACGGUAUUGUGGAACACAAUUCAGCUUCUAUUCCCUGAAGAAGUGGAAGCACGGAAGAGCAGCAGCGCAGUCGCUGCUACUCCACGUGGUGGCAAAACCCAGAGCAGCAGUUCUGAACAGAACAACAGCAACAGAAACAUCAGUAGCAGAAGCAUCAGGAGAAGUGCAGCUCAAGCUUCUUCCCAGGUGACGGAGAGAGACACCAGGAGCUUCAGAAGAAGGAUUGGCCCGAGCCAGUCGGAGGACGCAGCCAUGGCUUUGAGGUUGCAAAGGGAAGAAUUCAGGGUGGCAUUUCAAGGCAGCCGCGAGCAACAGCUACGCGCACUCCGUUCUGCUCGAGCCAAUCUUAGAGCUGCCGCCUCCAUGACCGUCUACGGUCGCCUAAGGGGCCGAACAACGUAACAUAGCGAUUGAUUGACCGGUUGAUGACAAUGCUCUGCUGCAUUCUCUUUGCCAUUUCAAAUUCUUUCUGAUGGCUACUAUUCUCAUAGUGUUCAGAAAGAAAGAUUCAAAGAAUCAGGCAGGAACCGUGGAAAUCUUUGUGCUAGUUGGUCAACUCUUAAUCCAAUGUUAUUCUGAAUUCAAAUGAAUUAUUUAUGACUCAAACACAAUAGUCAACUGUUACGUUACUGUGUCUUGUUUGCAGGUCAACCUCAUUUUGUUACUACAAAAUACUGUUAAUUCCCAUCAUUUUCCUAUUGAUGAAGGAGAGAUUCAAA